UUGAGUUUCAGGCCUACACCAUAUUGUAAAUUAUUAUUAUUCGUAUUUCGUAAUUAGUUCUAAUAAUUAGGGCGUAUAAUUUAAAAUUUAAAAUAUAAACAAACAUUGUUUUAUGCAUUUUGAAUUUUCAAAUUGAUUGUAAUUAUAAUAAAUAAGCUGAUUUUUUCACAUCCUUAACGUUAUGUACCCAUUUGGGUUUAUUUGAAUUUUUUUACAAAUGUGUAUCGCCACUAUUAAAGUGCAUAUAGUAUGGCAUUAAUGAUGUCAAUUGGUGUAAGAACACAUGCUUAAUGGCGCCAUCUGAAAAUGACAAAGAAGUUAUAGGUUGCACAUGCAACUUAGCGCCUUUCGAUAUACCCAACAAAUUCCUCUCCAAAACGUACAUUGAAGCUCUGUUGAGAGGGUUAAAUAGUUCACGAAAAAAUGAUGUCUUUUGCGACAUACAACUUAUGUCGAAAGGCUACUGUAUUAACGCACACAAAGCAAUUUUGGCGGCUAGUAGUCCGUAUUUUUAUGCCAUGUUCACUAAUGGAUUAUUGGAAGCUGGCAAAAAGUCGAUCGAACUACCAUCGGUUUCACCUGGUGUACUAGAAAUAUUAAUCAAUUUUAUUUAUACAGGGGAAGUUAACAUUUAUCAAGAAAAUGUCGAAGAAUUAAUGAUAGCCGCAGACAUGUUACAAUUGAACGAUGCUGUUAGUUGUUGUACAGAGUUCUUAAAGAGCGAGAUACAUUCAUCCAACGCUAUAGGUCUCCUAAGAUUUGCGGAAAUGCACAAUUUUUCAGUUUUGCAUAAAUUAGCUGAAGACUUCAUCUAUGGUAACUUUGUUCAAAUUUGCGAAGAAGAAGAAUUGGGAGAUCUAACCAAAGAUCAGUUUAUUAAAUUUCUCAACAGUGAAUAUCUGUGCGUAGAUUCUGAACAACAGGUGUUUCGUGCCGCUAUGAAAUGGAUUAAAAACGAUCUUCCCGACCGGCGUCGUUAUAUUUUUGAAAUACUCUCGUGUAUACGCCUACCUCUUAUGAGUACCCAAUUUUUAGAACGAGAAAUCAACGAAAACACCGAUGCCAGUUUAAGAGUAGCCCUUCGUUCUAUAUACACAGAUAUAGCCGAUGGUAUUGGCAACCUGGUCGCUUUGCAAGUCGAACCGCGCUUAGGAGCGAAAAAAGAUAUUUACAUUUUAGGCGGAUCAAAAAGAGAAAUAUGCAGUGCCUGGUCUCGCUAUACAGAGUCCACGUUCGAAUCCGUAGUCAAGUACAAUACUUUUAGGAAAGAAUGGUGCGACAUUAAACCAAUGAACAUAGGACGAAUAAUGCCGGGAGUGGCAAUAUUGAAUGGCUGUAUUUACGUUGUAGGAGGCGAAAACGAAUCUCUCAUCCUGUCAAACGGAGAAUGUUACAACCCUAUUGAAGACCAGUGGUCUCCUGUUGCCGGAAUGACCGUUCCCCGAUGUGAAUUUGGGAUGGCCGCUUUAAACGGAUAUCUAUAUGCGAUCGGAGGAUGGGUUGGAGACGACAUCGGAGGCUCUAUAGAAAUCUAUUCUCCAUCGUUGAACCGUUGGACAAUGUGCAGUAGUGUACUACCUGAACCUCGGUUUAGUAUGGGAGUCGUUUCAUUUGAAGGUUUAAUUUAUAUCGUCGGAGGAUGUACUCGCACUAAACGUCACCUUCAAGACCUAUUGAGUUACAAUCCAGUAACCGGCGAAUGGUCUGUUCUGGCACCAAUGUUAGUACCUCGCAGUCAGAUGGGCGUUUCCGUAAUGGACAAACACUUGUACGUCGUCGGUGGAAUAACCAGUAACAACGAAGUGUUAAAUUUGGUCGAACAGUACGACUUUGAAGAAAACACUUGGAGCUUUGUGUCGCCUAUGAAGGAAAAACGUGCUAGUCCAGCUGUAGCUGCUGCGGAUGGCAUGCUCUACGUAAUUGGUGGCGACAUAACACAUACUAUAAACUCGUACAGAUCGCAAAUAACUAUAUCUACAGUGGAAAGGUACAACAGUUCAACGUCUCAGUGGGAAGGCUUGCCUCCGCUCCCAGAAUCCAGAAGCGAAGCUGGAGUCGCAGUACUAUAAAACGACAAGCACAAAUUCAAAGCGCAAAUGUGAAUUCUAAAGAUAAUUUCCUAGAAAUAUUGAAUUGUAUUAUUGUAACGUUUUUUUAUUUUUUGGACUCGAGUAUAUAUGACCGCACAAAUAUUUCAUAAUACUUUUAAAAUAAAACUUAUCGAUGAAACACCAGAAAACUUUUUUUUUAUUAUGUCAAUAUUCAUAGAUAAUUGUAAUUAUCUAAUA
This is a messenger RNA of Adelges cooleyi (spruce gall adelgid), 2288 nucleotides long. RefSeq names its product actin-binding protein IPP. Lineage: Eukaryota; Metazoa; Arthropoda; Insecta; Hemiptera; Adelgidae. The coding region runs from base 291 to 2069 and encodes 592 amino acids. The record is from RefSeq and is a predicted model, not a curated record. The transcript has 10 exons. Gene Ontology annotation, molecular function: protein binding.